Molecule: messenger RNA, 1704 nt
Organism: Aureobasidium musti
Lineage: Eukaryota; Fungi; Ascomycota; Dothideomycetes; Dothideales; Saccotheciaceae
Source: the annotation of a GenBank genome assembly
AUGACAUCGCCCGAGCGCUUCCAGCGCGAGAACCUCCCUCUGUCAGAACUCCCGCAAUUCCUGAACGGCACCUACACACUUGAGAAGCCCGUCUACACAGUAUGGGGCGCAUGUGAAGACGUUUCGGUUCUGGAGAAGCUGCGCUCAGGAGAAUACAAGAUCAACAACUUGUUUGUAAUCGAUGAGUCGCAUGCCCGCCUGCUCGACAUUGGCGGCGUCAAGUUGCGCCUUUUGGGUCUCGGAGGUGCUGUUGUCAUGCACAAGCUGUUCGACAACGGCGAAGGUCGCACUACUAUUGCUGGAGGACAAGGAACGAUGUGGACCACUCUCCUUCAGGUCGGAGAGCUCAUCGACACAGCCAACCGUGUCUACGAUCCUACCGAAACCCGUGUCUUUGUCACUCAUGCAUCGCCUGCUCGUGAAGGUCUGCUGAAUCAGCUGGCUGUGGCCCUCAAAGCCGACUUCUCCAUUUCGGCUGGCUUGCACUUCCGCUACGGCAGCUCCUACAACGAGUUCAGCGUCAACCCUACUUUGGACCACUACCGCGGCAAAUUGGCCGCUUCCAAGGCCUCCUUCAACGAUGUCUGGGAGACUGUCAAGAGCGAGGUCGAGCCUGCCGUUUCCGAGAACGAGUCGCAGCAGCGCCUUCUUAACAACGCUCUUGACUUGGUUUCGAAGAUGCCCUCUGUCGCAAACGGUGGCAACCCCUUCGGUGGCGGUUACACCGGUCCUCAGGGUGGUGUCGUUGAUGAGAGCGCCUUCAAGAACAUGUGGAACUUCAACCUGGCCGACGCCGCCUUCGGUUGGCUGUUGCUCGAUAUUGACCAGGGCAGAAUUGGUACCGAGAUGAAGGCUCAGGGUUUCAACUUCUCACACCGUGCCGGCAAGCCCACUCAACGUCCUACACAACCCGCUCAGGCAACUCAAUCCCAACAACCCGCAACACCAGCCGCCGCAUCAGCACCUACACCCAGCAAUGUGCCUACACCUUCCGGACCUCCCGCUGCUUCGGCAUCUGCUCCUGCUCCCGCAAACGCACCUUCGCGUGCCGCUGGACCUCACCAAACCGCUAGACCCCCAGUUGCUACCCCUCAACAGGUGCCUUCUCCUGCGCCUACCAAGCCCGCAGCAAGCCCUCAGCCUGCUGCCCCUACCAAUGGCACACCUGCACCUGCAAAGACCGAAGAGAAGGCUGCUGCUACUCCCGCCGCUGAUACCCCCAAGCCUCAGGAACCUCCUAAGAGUCAGUCCAUCUUCAUUCCUCCCAUCAAUGGUACCGAUGACGAGGCCGAAGUGCGCCAGAUCUUCAGUGAGGAGGAUCAAAAGAAGGUUACCAAGCUCGAGAGGACUAGCAAGGGCUUCUGGAUCGCACACUUCAACUCACACGAAGAGAUGCAAGAAGUCCUGAAGCGUAGUCCUGCAUCGGACAGCAAGUACUCGACACUGAGAAUCAGCGAGUUCAAGCAACGCCCAGCCCGUGGUGGAUUCCAGGCCGGUACUUGGGGCAGCUCACGCACAGCAUCAGGCCAGCAGAGCGGAUACCGUAGUGGGCAAUCCGACAGCGAAGGCGCUCGCAGUGGACGUGGCGGCCGUGGAGGACGUGGUCGUGGUGGUAUGGAGCGCGGCGGCCGUGGUGGUAGAGGUGGUGCCGGCCGUGGACCUUCUUCGGGUGCAGCUCCUGGUGGCGGCGAGUCUCAGGCAUGA